AGAUUCUUUUAUUGGGGUCCACUACUGGUUUGUAGUGCAUUGUAAAUUCAGUAAUAUAAUACCAUCUACGCAGGCGAUCUUGGGUUUUGGUUUGCUGCAUAUGGGUGAUGCGGUUGAAGUUUCAAUAUGAAGUCGACAAUACACAACUCUGUUCUAUAUUCAUACCUUUGUUACCUUGUUCGGACAUAAAUAAGAGUAUAGAGAAUGCAAUAUAUUUAAACGAGACAGGACAUGAAACUACCCUGUCUCCGUUGCCUGAGGUGAAUUCAUCUGUAAAUCUCAUUGUUAAUUAUAUUAAUCAUAAACCCCUAGGCAAAGGUUUCAUAGUCGAUAUAUGUAUAAAAUUUGAUGGUAGAUAUGAAAGUAUUGAAGUACUACUCAAAGAACUAGUAAUAAAAAUUUUGGUGUUAAAGGUUGGAGUGCUUCAGCUCAUUUAAAUAUUGUUAGAUAUCAGAUAAACACCUGUUAAUACGUUUGACAAGCACUAACGAAGUUCUGAAAUAUUUGGAUCUCUAUCAAAAGACAAAAUAUUUGAUGUUCCCGAAGAUCGUCGACAUACCAACAAGAAUUAAGGCAGAGCAAUUGAAAUUUCGACGGGAGUAAAUUACGUUAAACCAUUAUAUACGAUGAAUGAACUACGUGAUAUAACAACUACUAGAUCAAAUAAUGAUGAAUAUCGACAACAGGGUCGAUGAGGACACCAAAAGUAUCCUCCACAUAUAACAUGAAUGUGAAUAAAUUGCUAGAUAUAAAAUAAAACAAUUUUAUUUCUAAUAAACAACAAACAAACACACAGUCCAUUCGAUAGACUCAACAUUCGUAUACAAACAUUCCUAGAGUAGAUCAUGGGCACAACAACGCAAUCUAUCGCUUACAAAUGCUAUUACCAAAAAUUAAGAAUAACGAAAAUAUGAUAAUCAAUAAAUUAUCUAUUUCAUAACGCAUAACAAGACGCCAAAUGAUGCGCAACACAAUCAAAUGUAGGUGUUACCUCUUCCGUGCGUCUAAAAAAUGUUCGCGUUUACGUGUUUAUUACUACACUUAUAUAAAUGUGUCGGCUAUGAUAUUGAUGUAUGGUAUGAGAGUAGUGUGAUUGGAAUCAGUUUGAUACUGGUGUUGACACUGGAUUGUUAUGGAAGUUGUGGUAAACGAGAAGGAGGAGGUGAAUGACAGUAGUGUGCAAAUUAGAUUUGGUGUCGACAAACGCAAACAAUGAUGAGAUAGUCAGAGUGAUUGAUAGGUGGAUACAUGGGAAAGUGUAUAUGGAGGUUGUUGUAUGUGUAUGAAUUUGGUAGAUGAUGAAUGAAUGGUGCAUGGUGUAUUGGAUAGGCAGAAUGCAGUGGACUCUUGGUUGAGAAUACUGACAGUGUAUUCUGUGUCAUAGUGAGACACAUGUAUGAAUUUCAGGAGGUGAUUGAUUUGUGGAAUUGCGACUGUUCCGUGAUCGAAUA
Molecule: messenger RNA, 1451 nt
Organism: Schistosoma haematobium
Lineage: Eukaryota; Metazoa; Platyhelminthes; Trematoda; Strigeidida; Schistosomatidae
Exons: 1
Coding region: 108-437 (109 amino acids)
Source: RefSeq, a predicted model, not a curated record